UUGCAAAAGCUUCAUUAGUUCUCAUGAUUAUUGAGUUCGAUUCUUGUCGAUAAAAUAAGUUUAGAUUCGGAGACCGGACACGACGGUACCGGUGCUUGAAGCAAUUAUUUAUUACGAUUAAAUUCAAUAACAUUUCCUCUAUUUGCCUUGGGUGUGUUAAAUAUAGUUACUGCUUCUCAAAUAGAAUAUAAAAGUAAAAGUGAAGUUUGCUUAACAAUUGAAGUUUUCACUCAAAAAAAUAUAAAUCUUACUCAAAAUGCAUGUUUGUAACAGUGGAGACCUAAAAUUAGAUGCUGCAGUAGAAGGAUGGCUUAAAAUAGAUAAGAACCCAGAGACACGGAAGGAGGUCCUCGACGACAUAUCUAACUCGCGAUGGGACAAGCUCCGUGGCAGCAUGCUGAAGCGGCAGAAAUUCGGCACGGCGGGGCUCCGUGGCCGCAUGGGCGCCGGGUACUCCGGCAUGAACGACGUCGUCGUGCUGCAGACUGCGCAGGGUUUUUGCUCUUACAUCCAGAAGGAAUGCCACCAGAGUCAAUUGCACAAUGGUAUCGUCAUCGGAUACGACGGCCGAUAUAAUAGCAAACGUUUCGCUGAAUUGACCGCUCGGGUGUUCGUCUCCGCGUCGAUCCCGGUACACCUGUUCUCUGCUGUAUGCCCCACGCCGCUCGUGUCCUUCGCCACCAUCCUAUAUGGCGUGGCGGGCGGCGUCAUGGUCACAGCCUCGCACAACCCCAAGGAGGACAACGGGUACAAGGUUUACUGGGGCAAUGGAUCUCAAAUAACAGCUCCCCAUGACCAACACAUACUGGAUGAAAUAUUGCAGUGUUUGGACAUACCCGACUCGCACUGGGUGACAGACGGCGUGCGCGACCACAAGCUCGUGACGGACUGCCUGUCCGAGGUGACGGAGCGGUACAUGCAGUACAUUGCGGACAGCGUGGGCGCGGAGCAGCGCGCUACCAACGCGAAGGCGGCAGUGGACACCGUGUACAGCGCCAUGCACGGCGUCGGAUACGAUUACGUGCUGAAGGCGUUUGGGGCGGCCUGCCUGAAGCCGCCAAUCAGCGUGCCCGAGCAGCAGGACCCGAACCCCGAUUUCCCCACCGUGGUGUUCCCUAACCCCGAAGAGACAGAGUGUUUGGAGCUCAGCAAGAGACUGGCGGAGGAGAAACGAGCCAGGCUGGUCCUGGUCAAUGACCCCGAUGCUGACCGGCUGGCCGUCGCAGAGUUUGACCGGAGUGCGAAGAAAUGGAAAGUAUUCUCCGGCAACGAGAUGGGUGCUUUACUCAGCUGGUGGCUGCUCAGACACGCAACGGGUGAUGGUGAUGACCGAUACGUCAUCACCAGCAUCGUUAGCUCCAAGAUGCUGCGCGCCAUCGUCAAGGGCCGCGGGCAGUUUGUGGAGACACUCACGGGCUUCAAGUGGAUGGGUAACACAGCUCUACUGCUGAUGCAGCAAGGCAAGAAUCCACUGUUCGCGUUCGAGGAAGCCAUCGGUUACAUGUGCUCUCCGCGUGUGCCAGACAAGGACGGAGUCUCCGCCGCCGUGCAUGUGGCCUCCCUCGCAUCGCACCUGUACUCGUCAGGAUCAUCUCUAGGCGAACAGCUGCAGGAGCUCUACCGCGAGUACGGCUACCACGUGUGCCUCAACGGCUACUUCAUCUGCCACGACCAGGCCGCCAUACACGACAUAUUCGCCAGGAUCAGGAACUACCAUGGACCGGCUGAGUACCCGAAAAAAGUGGGAUCAUGUGAGAUCGUGUCUGUCAACGACUUCGCGGCUGGCGUCAAAAUUCCCGAAGAAAGCACGGAAAACCGGCAGCUAAACGUCCUAGGCACAGGCUUGGACCAGGACUACACGAGCGGUGAAAUGGUGAUCCUGCAGUGCAGCAACGGGCUCGGGGUCAUCGUACGCACCAGCGGCACUGAACCCAAGCUCAAGUACUACACCGAGCUGGUCUGCAAAGCUGACACGCUGCAGGAACAAGAACAAAUGAACGCCAAACUGAAGGUGAUGGUAAAGGAGUUCAUGGAGGAGCUGCUGCAACCGCGCCAACAUGGCUUGAUCGGAGAAAUCGCUUAAAAGUUUAUCAACGAGGCGCCGCCUUGUAUUAUUAAUACAACAAUUUUCUUGUGAUACGAUUGAACCAAAAACUACUUGAUCUUGUUAACCUCGAAUAGUCUUCGCAUUUUGAUGAUGUUUUAAGCAUUCCACAACAUUU
Molecule: messenger RNA, 2222 nt
Organism: Leguminivora glycinivorella
Lineage: Eukaryota; Metazoa; Arthropoda; Insecta; Lepidoptera; Tortricidae
Gene: Pgm2a
Product: phosphoglucomutase-2
Exons: 13
Coding region: 257-2083 (608 amino acids)
Biological process (GO): purine ribonucleoside salvage; carbohydrate metabolic process
Molecular function (GO): magnesium ion binding; phosphopentomutase activity
Source: RefSeq, a predicted model, not a curated record